GCUGCAGUUUCCCGGAUGUAGUACUUGGUUCAACAUGGCGUCGCUAAAGUAAUACUUGGGCUAAUGUCACACAGUUUGGUUAAAGUUUACUUGCUUCUCGUACCCGAAACAAAGGAAGGAUCGUUACGUCUUGGUGGGAGCUUAAACUUCACCUGAGGUUUUUCGGGUCUGAUGCUGGGCUGCUAUCAAAUGCAGGCAUGUUUUCCAAGAAGAAGAAGACCCGAAUCGACAUCUCUGCUCCAUCUAACUUUGAGCAUCGUGUGCACACUGACUUCGAUGAGCAGGAGCAAAAGUUUGUGGGGCUGCCGCGCCAGUGGCAGUCCCUCAUUGAAGACACAGCCAAGCGCCCCAAACCUUUCAUUGAUGCAACAGUCAUCACUACUGUGGAGCCACGCAAAACCAUAGUACGAGGCAGCAAGAUAGGUGUGGAUGGCUCUCUGAUAUGGCUUCUGGAUGAGUUUGACCAAAUGUCCAUAACACGCUCCAAUUCACUGAGACGGGGAAGCCCACCUAUCCAACCACGCAGGGACUUCCCCGGACAGCAGGAAAACGGAGAGCACCUUUACAGACACUACGCCCACCCAGGAGACAGAGAGGGACCACGAGCCAAACCAGAACAUGCGGUCCCGCCUCUCAAAGAUGAAAAAGUCCAGGGACGUCCUCAGCAGCAACCCAGGGGACAAGAGCCUAGCAGGGGCCACAGAGACAGACCAGGCUCUGGGCCCCCGCCUGUCCCACAUAGAGACAGAGAACACCGGGAACACAACCAGGAGCAGAUGGCGCGUAAGAAUCAGCCCAGUGAACACAGACCCAAGUCCAGCUACACUGGUCCUGAAGGCAGCCCUCAGUCUCCCAGAGACAAAAGGCCCCUGUCCGGCCCCAACAUCCGCACCCCAAACCUGCCUGUGACAGAGGGUGUCCUGAAGACUGCUCAGCAGAAUACAAGGCCCUUUAACACCUACCCACGUGCAGACAGCGAGGGCAGCCGCAGUCCCACAGGCCCGCCUGUUCGGAAGCACGAGAGUUCCCCCAACAACGUCCCCCCCACAGGACCCAGCAAUGUUUCACCUAAGCCCUCUUUAAGCCACCCUCACCACACCUCCCACCCCACUCUGACCCCAGAGGUGUCCCAGCAGCACCCACACACACCUCAUCCCAACAUUCCAGCACCAAGGCCCCCAGUGCAGUCUGCGGCCUCUGGGGCCCCUCCCCAAGCCCGCUCCCCACAGAGAGAGCCCCAGAGGGUGUCCCAUGAGCAGUUCAGAGCUGCCCUGCAGAUGGUGGUGGACCCUGGUGACCCACGCACUUACCUAGACCACUAUAUCAAAAUUGGGGAGGGUUCCACAGGCAUUGUGUGCAUCGCCACAGUAAAAACCACUGGGAAACUUGUAGCAGUAAAAAAGAUGGACCUGAGGAAACAACAGAGGAGAGAGCUACUCUUUAAUGAGGUGGUCAUUAUGCGGGACUAUCACCAUGACAAUGUGGUGGAGAUGUACAACAGCUACCUGGUGGGAGAUGAGCUGUGGGUGGUGAUGGAGUUCCUGGAGGGAGGAGCACUCACGGACAUUGUGACACACACCAGAAUGAAUGAGGAGCAGAUAGCCACAGUAUGUGUGUCUGUGCUUAAGGCCCUGUCUGUGCUGCACACUCAGGGAGUUAUCCACCGUGACAUCAAGAGCGACUCCAUCCUACUGACCCAUGAUGGACGAGUGAAGCUGUCAGACUUCGGCUUCUGUGCUCAGGUCUCCAAAGAGGUGCAGAGGAGGAAGUCUCUGGUGGGGACUCCAUAUUGGAUGGCCCCAGAGCUCAUCUCACGACUGCCCUACGGCCCUGAGGUGGACAUCUGGUCUUUGGGCAUCAUGGUCAUUGAGAUGGUCGACGGAGAGCCGCCAUACUUCAAUGAGCCGCCCCUGAAAGCCAUGAAGAUGAUCCGAGACAACCUUCCCCCGAAACUCAAGAACCUGCACAAGGUCUCUCCCCUCCUGAAGGGCUUCCUGGACAGGAUGCUGGUGCGAGACCCCGCUCAGAGGGCUACAGCUAGUGAACUCCUCAAACACCCUUUUCUGUCAAAAGCUGGCCCCCCCUCCUGCAUCGUCCCUCUCAUGAGACAUAACCGGAUCAAGUGAACUGUGCACUCCCAACAUAGAGCCACUCAAACCUGUGUGCAGACCUGGCAAUAAAGUGUGUGUGCACGCGUAUGUGUGUGUAUGUAUGUGUGUGUAUGUAUGUGUGUGUAUGUAUGUGUGUGUAUGUAUGUGUGUGUGCGCGCGUAUGUGCGUAUAUGGUGAGUCUUUUAAUCUUUCACCUUAGUUUAAACUCCCCAUGUGAACACUGAGAAGAACGCAAAGUAACCACGAGCCCUUUUAGCCUGUAUUUUCAUAAACGUUUUUGCCAGUAUGAAGCAUGUGAUGUAACGUUUGACACUGGCCUCAUCUCACGGCCCCCCACCACUUCCAUGAGUGACUACUGAGUGUGGGAGGCUCCAGACUCAAGCUUCACUGUGGCCAAAUAAACUCACUCACUGUUGGACAUACCAGACACUACAGCGGGAAAAACACUGGAGAUUUCAACAUGAACUGUACAUUCAAUUGUUUUGGAGAGCAGGUCUAACCACGUUGUGGGGCCAAACUUUAGCAUGUAAGUCUUAGUGCUGGAUUUAUCAGUGUUGGUUGAGUCAUUCUAGACUGGCUCAGAAUGGCUCAUGUCACAUGUUUUUCCUGUACCAGCACGAUACUUCCUCAAACACUUUGACUUGUUUUAAUCCCUGUAUUACAUUUCACUGUGGCCCCACUGCACAGCCUGUUCAGGUGUUGGAUGACUUUUGUAUGUGGUAUUUUCUGAUCAUGUUUUAGGUUGAGAUGUGAAACCCUUUGAAGCACUGUCAGUGGAGAUGAAGCUGCACACUGGUCUCCUGCUGCUUUUCUCCUCAUGCGUCUGCUUGUACAUGUGGUGGCACUGUAGCAUUACACCAGCCUGUGUAAACCCCUAGAGUCUUCAAAGUCCACUUCCAAAGUGCUGAAGAAGCACCAGAACCCACUGAGCAUGUCUGAAGAGACACAAGUGUGCCAAUGUCAUACACACACACCCCCACACCCCCACACCCACACACCCACACCCACACACACACACCCCCACACACACACACCCCUACACACAUACAUGCAUACAUACUGAGCUGUCCACACAAGGGCCCAGCUUUGGAGAGGUUUGUGGCACUAAACAAGCAGAGAACAUGCCUAUAAGACGGACAAUCAGUGAUAGCUCAGUUUGGUGUAGCACUGUAUAUUAAGCAGUGUGGACAUGUUAGCACAAACUGCUUUUUAGAGAUCUCUAAAUGCCCGCAAAUGACACUAGAGCUCCUUUAAAUGGCCCUAUGCCCCUGUACAAAUGACACUAGAGUUCCUUUUAACGGCCCUGUGCUCCUGUGCAAGUGACACUAGAGCUUCUUUAAAUGGUCCUAUACCCCUGUGCAAGAGACACUAGAGCUCCUUUAAACGGCCUUAUACCCCUGUGUUUCUUCUCCAGAAAGACAGUUUGCAACAGAUGCUGGGCUCCGUAUGUUGUCUAAUGUUGAAUGGCCUACCCCAAGUGAACCUGCACAGGUUUGUGGGGCCGCUGAGGGCAGCAGCCUUCUGCUUCUGUGAAGUGGAGCACAAAGUGGCUCGGCUGCAUUUGAUCUAGGUUCUUUUAGAUUGUGGUACAUGAUUAACCUGGACCGGCCCACUGAGCACUACAUGUCUACAUCACUACAUUCCUGAAUGCUGCUGAAGCUAGAAUCAGCAGCAAUAAGAAAAUAAGCUGUGGCAACUAGCGGCAACAUGUAUUUUAUUUCCCAAAUUUGACAAAUUUCACAAAUGUUACUUUUUGCAAAUACAUAUUUUGUAAAGUUUGUUGUGCAAGUUGUCUUUUUGCGCAUAUUUAUCACACACAACACAAUAUGUAAUUUAAUUUUAAAUUUUCCAUAAGCUUUCAAGAACAAGUAGCCUAUAAUAUGAAUAUUAUUACAAAAAUAUACAGACAACUAAGGAACUCUCUAUUCUCUGGUUUAGUUAAUUUAGUUAGUUCACUCUACUCUGACCUCUCCACUCUGCGGCAAACACUGUCCGCACCUUAAUAGAGCCAAGCCCCAAAACGUUUAGCUGUAUGGUCUUCCAAAAAACACCACCAGACAGAUACCAAAUGACUCAAUUAUUUAAAAAAAUAUGGAUAAUGCUAAUAAGUAUAGCAUGCUUUGACUAUCUGCAAAUUGAUGUGCAUCAGUCCUGGACACAUCUACAACCUGCCUAUCCUGG
Periophthalmus magnuspinnatus is the source of this 4292-nucleotide messenger RNA. RefSeq names its product p21 protein (Cdc42/Rac)-activated kinase 4 (gene pak4). Lineage: Eukaryota; Metazoa; Chordata; Actinopteri; Gobiiformes; Gobiidae. Gene Ontology annotation, biological process: protein phosphorylation. The transcript is spliced from 11 exons. The record is from RefSeq and is a predicted model, not a curated record. Bases 198 to 2126 code for a protein of 642 amino acids. Gene Ontology annotation, molecular function: protein serine/threonine kinase activity; ATP binding.